AGCGGGGCUAACGGAGCGUUCCUCCCUCCUCGCAGUGCCGCAGCUGCUGUACGGCGGGAAGCUGGAUUUCCUCGUCUUCGAUUACCUCUCCGAGAUCACCAUGUCGCUGCUGACGGCUGCCAAAGCCCGCUCUCCCGUGCUGGGUUACGCUCCGGAUUUCGUCUCCGCUGCCAUGGCUCCGUACAUAAAAGAUAUUCACAGGAAAGGUGUUCGUGUCAUCAGUAACGCAGGUGGAAUUAACCCUCUGGCUUGUGCGGCCGCUCUUCAGGAGGUGGCAGAGAAGGCAGACGUUGAUUUGAAAAUAGCUGUUAUUACUGGAGAUGACCUAAUGAGUGAGAAAGAGAACUUAAGAGGAGCUGGCAUCACUGAUUUGGAGAGUGGCAAACCAUUUCCAGAGAGUGUUCAUAGCAUGAAUGUGUAUCUUGGGGCAAGACCAGUAAGCAGAGCUCUUGACCUUGGGGCUGAUAUUGUAAUCACUGGUAGAUGCGUCGACAGCGGGAUUGUAUUAGGGCCACUCAUUCAUUCUUUUGGCUGGAAUAGGGAUGAAUUUGACUUGCUAGCUGCAGGAAGCCUUGCAGGUCAUCUUAUUGAAUGUGGUGCUCAGUGUACUGGUGGAAUAUUCACUGACUGGCAUAUGGUACCAGACUGGCACAACAUAGGCUUUCCCAUUGUAGAGUGCUCUUCUGAAGGAGACUUUGUUAUUUCCAAACCACCGGACACAGGGGGACUGAUCUCCUUUGGCACUGUGGCUGAACAGUUGGUGUAUGAAGUGGGCAAUCCUCAGUGCUACCUUCUACCAGAUGUCACGUGUGAUUUUUCUGAAGUUUCCAUCACUGAAAUUCCAGGUUUUGAAGGUGGUGCAGUGAAAGUUAGUGGAGCGAAAGGAUCACCUCCUUCAACGUUUUAUAAGGUAAGUGCCACUUACCUUGAUGGUUUCAGAGCUACUGCUGUCUGUCCAGUGGGAGGUCCAAAGGCAGUACAAAAAGGAAAACUCACUGCAGAAAGUAUUCUCAAAAGGACGCGUCUUAUUUUCAGUCAGCUUGGGUACGAAGAUUACAGUGCAGUUAACAUACAGGUUUUAGGGUCUGAAGAUACGUAUGGACCGCAUGCUAGAAGGAGUAUAGAUGGUGGUCCUCGAGAAGCUGUUAUUUGGCUUGCAGUACAUCAUAAGCAAAAAGAAGCUUUAGAAAUCUUCUCCAAAGAGAUUGCACCAGCUGGAACUGGCAUGGCACCUGGCCUCACUGGAGUUAUCGGAGGGCGCCCUAGAAUAUCUCCAGUUUUGAAGCCAUUUUUCUUCCAUUAUCCGAAGAGCAAUGUCCAGAUCAACUUAUUUCUAAAUGGUCAGUAUGUUGAGACAUUUGAGGAGGAUCUCACGUUUACAUCAGAUGAGACUGUUUCCUUUAAUCCACCCAAGAUUAAUGGUGAAUUGAAAGAUCUGCCAAGUGGUCACCAUACCUACCGCCUGGAGGAUCUUGCCUAUACUAGAAGUGGAGACAAAGGCAACUCUGCAAACAUAGGUGUCAUAGCACGGCAUCCUUUGUAUUACCCAUAUCUAAAGAAAACUUUAACUGCUCAAGCCUUGGAGAACUACUUUGAACACCUUUUAGAGCGAGAAAAACCUGAAGAAGAGCUGGUAUCAAGAUAUGAAUUGCCAGGAAUCCAUGCAUUAAAUUUUGUUUUGAGGAAUUCCCUUGGUGGUGGUGGUGUAGCAUCCCUAAGAAGUGACCCACAGGGCAAAGCACUUGGGCAGAUGCUGUUGGAUUUCCAGAUUAAAAAUGUUCCUGAUUUAAAAUCAUUGAUAGAGUAACAGGUGCUUGGUACAUACGUUUUUUAACACUUUGAGUAAUAUAAACAUGUCAUAAAAAAGAACUGGGUUUUUGAGUCACAGAAUCACAGAAUGGCCCGGGUUGGAAGGGACCUCAAGGAUCAUGAAGCUCCAACCCCCCAUCACAUGCAGAGCCACCAAUAUCCAC
Messenger RNA from Meleagris gallopavo (turkey), 1973 nucleotides. Lineage: Eukaryota; Metazoa; Chordata; Aves; Galliformes; Phasianidae. The record is from RefSeq and is a predicted model, not a curated record.